AUGGAUACUGGUAGCCAGGAUGCGACCGAGUUCGACUACUCGGCCUUCCUGCAGGACCAACAGGAGGACAUAGACAUCGACGACUACCUGGCCGAAGAGAGCUCGGCAUCAGCAUCGACGGCAACUCUCACGGAGGGGUCAGUGCCGCAGUCUGAGUCCCCGGCAUCGCAACACCGCACCCCCCAGCGGCGGCUUUUACCGUCUGGGCCACUCACGACGACUCGUUCGCAGCAGCACGAGUCCUGGCCCCCCGCGGCGCAGCCGAAGCAGCGGCUGGAGAGACGGGGCCAUACCAAGAGCAGGAGAGGGUGUUUUAACUGCAAGAGGAGAAGAAUCAAGUGCCAGGAGACGAGGCCUGCGUGUGGGCAUUGCGUCAAGCAGGGGCUCAAGUGCGAGUACCCUCCCCAGCACCAGGUUCCCCUAUUCAGCCUCCAAGACAUGCGCUUCUUCCAGCACUUCCUACUCAACUGCUACCCGCACCACCCGAUCGGCUCCGAAGACUUGUGGACCCACGAGAUUCCCUGCCUCUCGCAAAGGUACGAAUACCUGAUGCACGCCAUCCUGGGCUACUCGGCCUCCGACUUGAUUUCCACCUCGGAGCCGGGCCUCGCCGAAGCGGCCAUGGCACACCGGGUCAAGGCGAUCCGGGCCAUCAAGCGGGCGCUCGGCAACAACGCCGCGGCCGAGCAGCCGGGGACCGACAUGUUCGAAGAGGGCAACGCGCUGAUGGCGACGUGCUUCGCCCUGACCUUCCAGUCCGUGUUUCUGGACGACGGCAUGGCCGAGUACAUGACCUUCAUCCGGGGCAUCAUCAUUGUCGCCAUCCAGAUGUAUGUCAAGGGCGCCAAGCUGCUGUUUGGCCAUCUCCUGGGCGGCGACACGCAGAAGGAGAAGCUGGAGCCGCACAUGAGUCGGAUCCCGCUCAUCGAGAAGGUCUGGACCGACAGGGCCGUGGAGGGCAUUGAGGGGCUGGAGGGGUUGGUGGAGGGCGAAGGGAGGGAGGUGGAGAGGAGGUUCUGGGAAUUGCUUCGGGAGAUGGCGAGGAUGCUUUAUGUUAGUUCGUGGAAGGCAUACGAGGGUCUCAUGGAACACUACUCCUGGUGGAUGAUGCUGCCGCACGACCAGUAUCAACGCCUGAUCGACCCCAACAACCAGGUGUCCAUCCUCCUGGGCGCCCAUUGGGUCGCCUUGGAGCAGAUUAUGGCUGUCAUUACCGAGGCCGAGCGGAAGGCGGCCGCCAAGACGCCCAACCAGUCGCCCGGUGCGGGCAUCAGCCUGGGCACCAUCCGCUGGCUCAAGUAUCUCAACACCCAGGUGGACGCGCAUCACCACGCGUACAACAGCUUUCCGCGCUGGGUCGAGGCGCAGCUGGAUCGGGACAGGGGAUAUUUUGGCAGGUCACGCUGA
This is a messenger RNA of Chaetomium strumarium, 1407 nucleotides long. RefSeq lists its product as uncharacterized. The coding region runs from base 1 to 1407 and encodes 468 amino acids. The record is from RefSeq and is a predicted model, not a curated record. Gene Ontology annotation, biological process: regulation of transcription by RNA polymerase II. Gene Ontology annotation, molecular function: DNA-binding transcription activator activity, RNA polymerase II-specific; zinc ion binding. The transcript is spliced from 6 exons. Lineage: Eukaryota; Fungi; Ascomycota; Sordariomycetes; Sordariales; Chaetomiaceae.